GCAUGUCUAACUGGAAUCUGUGGAUGGGGUCCUGCAAAUCAGUCAAAGCCCCUCCAUGUGCUGAGUCCUCAGUUACAGACACAAAUCCAAGGUGGUCCCUCCGCUGUCAUCGGCUUUGACAAGUCUGUCUGGACCCUCGAGUGCAGGACACUGUCAGCCUCAUGUCCUUCACAUUCCUGUCCAGUGUCCACAUGUCACUUUGAGUGACUUGUCACCAGUCAGUGUGGCAGGAAGGCAGAAGACUCUGUCAGGUAUAUAGCGCCUUACCUUAUAAGGACAACGGUGGUCUCAGGGUCAAAUUGCAUUUCAGUGAAGACGGCGCAGUCAUUGAGCCCUUGUGCUGUGUGUCCUUCUGUCUGUCUGUCUGUCCUCACUCGUCUCUCUUCUUCUCCACAGGUUGGGGUCUUGUGGUCUCACCUCGGCCUGCUGCUCAGCUCUCUCCUCGGUCCUCUCGUCUCCAAACUCACGGCUGACUGAACUGUACCUGAGCAACAACAACCUGGGAGAUUCAGGGGCUCAUCAGCUGAGUGAGGGUCUCAGGAGUGAGAACUGUAAAUUAGUGACACUGUGGCUCAAGUCAUGUGUUCUCACCUCGGCCUGCAGCUCAGCUCUCUCCUCGGUCCUCUCGUCUCCAAACUCACGGCUGACUGCACUGAAUCUGAACAAGAACAACCUGGGAGAUUCAGGGGCUCAUCAGCUAAGUGAGGGGCUCAGGAGUGACAACUGUAAAUUAGAGAAACUGAGGAUGGACUCUUGUGGUCUCACCUCGGCCUGCUGCUCAGCUCUCUCCUCGGUCCUCUCGUCUCCAAACUCACGGCUGACAUAUCUGAACCUGACCAACAACAACAACCUGGGAGAUUCAGGGGCUCAUCAGCUGAGUGAGGGGCUCAGGAGUGACAACUGUAAAUUAGAGGCACUGGUGUUGGACUCUUGUGGUCUCAACUCGGCCUGCUGCUCAGCUCUCUCCUCGGUCCUCUCGUCUCCAAACUCACAGCUGACUGAACUAGACCUGAGCAACAACAACCUGGGAGAUUCAGGGGCUCGUCAGCUGAGUGAGGGGCUCAGGAGUGACAACUGUAAAUUAGUGACACUGGGGCUGCAGAACAACGAGAUCAGUGAGAGUGAGGAGAGGAACCUGUGGUCACUAGAGGAGAAGCUGAGGAGGUCUGGACAUCAGCUGACUAUCAGUACAUGAGAAGACCAGCUCUGGUGAUCAGACUGACCCCUGUCAGUGACGAAGCCCCCCGUCCACUCUCCCCUAAAUUCUCCUCUUUCUUCUUUUUCUUCUCCUCUCAGCUCUGCUCCUCAUUUAAUAAACUCUCCAUGUCCCCUCA
Molecule: messenger RNA, 1334 nt
Organism: Erpetoichthys calabaricus (reedfish)
Lineage: Eukaryota; Metazoa; Chordata; Cladistia; Polypteriformes; Polypteridae
Product: NACHT, LRR and PYD domains-containing protein 3-like
Exons: 5
Coding region: 746-1195 (149 amino acids)
Molecular function (GO): protein binding
Source: RefSeq, a predicted model, not a curated record